AUGCCGACUUUUGAUCUUUCCAACAAAGCGGCUUCAGGCGUGCCAUAUUACACGCCAGAACAGCAGCCCACGGCUGGAACAGCUCUGGGUAAAUCAGUACCAACUCUCUUAAAGCCGUACCAAAUGCGUGGCGUUGAGCUGCACAAUCGCUUCGUGGUGUCACCAAUGUGCCAGUACAGCGCUGACAACGGCCAUCUUACCGACUACCACUUGGUGCAUGUGGGCCAAUUUGCAUUGCGAGGCGCUGGGCUCAUCAUGCUUGAAGCUACCGCUGUGGAAGCUCGGGGUCGCAUUACUCCCCACGACUCCGGGCUAUGGACUGAUAGCCAGGUCGCCCCCCUGAAACGCAUCACAGACUUUGUACAUAGCCAGGGCACUAAGAUAGGCAUUGAGUUGGCUCAUGCAGGUCGCAAAGCCACCACACUGGCUCCUUGGCUCUCGGAAGUCUCCAAGAAACAGCUUGCGACCGAGGAUGUUGGUGGAUGGCCAGAUGAUGUUGUGGCACCUAGCGCAAUUCCCCUCUCUAAAGAUUACGCUCAGCCCAAGGCCAUGACUAUCGAGGAGAUUAAACUGCUGUCUAAACAAUUUGCGGAUGCUGCAGUUCGUGCUGUCAAAGCUGGUUUCGAUCUUAUUGAGAUCCAUAGUGGCCACGGUUAUCUCAUUAAUGAGUUUUUGUCUCCUUUAUCCAACAAACGAACGGAUGAGUAUGGCGGUAACUUUGAGAAUCGUACCAAACUCCUCAGAGAAGUGGUCACCGCCGUCAGAGGUGUGAUUCCUGCAGACAUGCCCCUGUGGAUUCGGAUCUCCGCUACUGAGUGGAUGGAAUGGAACAACGAGCCAUCGUGGGAUAUUCAUGAAAGCAUUCGGCUUGCAAAGCUUCUGCCGGACCUUGGUAUUGAUGCUUUGGACGUCAGCAGCGGAGGCAACAAUGCCCAGCAGCGUAUACAGUUUCACCCGCGUUACCAAACUGACCUUGCGGGGCAGAUUAGGGCGGCAGUGCGGAAGGAUGGCCUUGAUCUAACCAUUGCUGCCGUCGGAGCAAUUACCGAAACUGAAAUGGCGCGAUCCUUGGUCGAUGACGACAAUAAGGCGCAUGCUGACUUGGUCGUGGCAGCAAGACAGUUUCUUCGAGACCCUGAGUGGGUCCUGAGGUCGGCACACGACUUGGGUGUGAACGUCAAAUGGCCUCAUCAGUAUGAGAGAGCACAAAGGAGUUUGGACACUAAGUUUUAG
Trichoderma gamsii is the source of this 1233-nucleotide messenger RNA. RefSeq names its product oxidoreductase. Gene Ontology annotation, cellular component: intracellular anatomical structure. Bases 1 to 1233 code for a protein of 410 amino acids. Lineage: Eukaryota; Fungi; Ascomycota; Sordariomycetes; Hypocreales; Hypocreaceae. Gene Ontology annotation, molecular function: NADP binding; NADPH dehydrogenase activity; FMN binding. The transcript is spliced from 2 exons. The record is from RefSeq and is a predicted model, not a curated record.